Molecule: messenger RNA, 2417 nt
Organism: Paralichthys olivaceus (Japanese flounder)
Lineage: Eukaryota; Metazoa; Chordata; Actinopteri; Pleuronectiformes; Paralichthyidae
Source: RefSeq, a predicted model, not a curated record
ACGAUUGGUGUUUUACCCAAUCGGACAUGUUGAAUUUGUGCACGAGUUUUCAUCGCAUUUGGUUUCUGAUGCGCUCUUUUUUAAACAUCAGUGUAACCUGUUGUUUGUCGUAAGUGAAAACAUGGAGCGGAACAAAAAAAGGGAGUGAAGCAUUAGUACCGCUGCCGAGCAGAUGGCUACACGGAUGACUAUCGAUGAUGCACCGUGCCUUACGGAGGCAUCAUGCUCAUCCAGUGCUCCUGCCUCCCUGUGAGGACCUUCUCAGCGUGUCGCUGCCUAAACUCUCCUAAAAGACGCAGCUCCUACAGUUUAGCGGUCAGUGAGCGCUACUCCUCUCUGGUGAAGUCCGUCAUGUCCUCCAGGGUCAGUUCCCAAACCCCAGAGACCCUCCAGGCGGAAGACGACCACAUCUACGGACCUGUUGUCAAAGCUCAAACGCCCUCAUCUAAACCAGAGAUGAGGGAACCUAAGACCCUUCAUCCAUUCAUCCUAUCUGAGAAGACUCUAGAGACAGAGGAGCCGGAGUCAGGACUUCCAGCUCGGAUUCUGUUGAAGAGGGGCCAAGGAGGGUCCUCAGCACCGAGUGUGACCCGCAUCCUUCAGCAGACCCUCUCCCCAGAGCAGAGAUUCUACCUGGAGAGGUGGAAGAGGAGGAUGAUCGAAGAGCUUGGAGAAGAUGGCUUCAAAGAGUACUCUCAGAAUUUAUUCAGACAAGGCAAGCUUUUCCAUUCCACUUUGGAUGACAUCCUGGCGUCAGGCGCAACACAGAAGAACAAACCUCCUGUGGAGACAGCAGAGCAUCCCGCUGAGGUUCAGGGAUACGUGGAGAGCGUCUCUCACAUACUGGAAGAUGUCAGUGCAGUGAGAGCGAUUGAAAGCACCGUAAACCACGACACCUUGGACUACCUGGGAAUUGUGGAUUGUGUUGCCCGCUACAGAGGUGUUCUAUGUGUUAUUGACUGGAAGACUUCAGAGAAGCCCAAGCCAUUCCUGAGCAACACAUACGACAACCCUAUUCAAGUGGCAGCGUAUGCUGGGGCUUUGAACAAUGAUGGAAACUACAAAUACCAGGUUGAUCAUGGACUCAUUGUAGUGGCUUACAAGGACGGCUCGCCUGCCCACGCUCACCAGCUCAGCUCAGAGCUGAUGCUGCAGUACUGGAGGACCUGGUUGCUGCGACUUGAAAAGUUCACAGAACAGAGAUCCGGUGAUACGUCUACAGCUGUUUCAGAAAAGAGUUGAGGUGUUUGAAAGGAGAUCUGCUGGUGCAUUUCCAUGAGGCAGGUUAUUUCAGUUUAAGGCAACUGAACCUCUUUCAAUGCUGUAGGAGGACAAAAACCAUCAGCUUCUACCCGACUUAUUGACCUGCAUUUUCAGCUCAUCUUUGCCUCUGUGCUCUGGCAGAGUGUACAGCAUCCCCAUGGCACACGAAACAUACAUCAGGAUCCAGGACACAGGCCUUCGUUCUGCAUCCAGCACGCAGCAGGGGGGGAAGUUUGCGAUCAUGUUGCGGAUCAUCCUCACAGCCUCGUCAUCAUUUGCGAACUUCCAUGUCUGACCCACCAGGCCAACAUGGGAUUCAUCCAGAGAGCCGAGGGAGACUCCUGAGCUGAACAUAACAGAGAGCAGAAUUAUUGACAACCUGUGAUGAUAAUGACCUGUCUACAGAAUUAAGAUGUAAUUGCUUGGAUAGGCUCUACCUUUCUAUAGAGGGAAGCCUGGAUACAUCUUCUAAUAUCAUCAUGUGACACACCCAGGUUUUUGCUGGACACACGUUUUUCUGAUGCCACUGCAUUGAAUAUGUCCAUGUGCUGCAGGCUGAUAGCUUGGACAGAAGAAAAUAAGUUUAUUUUUUGUAAAAUAAUUUCCACUGUUAGAAAUUAUUUCCACCUUGAUUUGAAACUUUAAUUAUGCAAAUGUUGAAUGAAUAUUUAGAAGACAGAAAGAUCAAAACAUUGAUGUGAUGUCUGUUUCUCUUCUGAGCUUUGCUUUUACAGGCCCACCUUAUUUAAACCCAAUAAUGGUACUGAGCUACUGAUCUUUGACCUCAUAACCUUUUGAAGUGUCGGAAUAUGACAGAAAAUGGUAUCAUAUCUUUUUCAGAUCAUUAAAUGAUAUGCCACCAACAAUGGGAGGACUUUGACAGUAAGGAAGGAGAAGCAAAGUUUAAAACACAGCUACAAUUGUACCUUAACUUCAGCAAUGUAACAGAAAUCAGGUGUCUGGGUUAUGGAACUUAUUUCUUAUUGAUAUGUCUUGUCAUUUAGUGGAAAAUUCAAUAAAAAUGCAAAGAUCAGUACAUUAUAAUGUCAUGAUAGUAUUUCUUUCACUACAUAAGGCUGUAAAGAUCACCGGCAAAAAAAAUGACAGAAUACAUUUUUAAGCGAUGUAAAGUUUCUUUGAGCAUUAUACAUUUU